Molecule: messenger RNA, 3797 nt
Organism: Linum trigynum
Lineage: Eukaryota; Viridiplantae; Streptophyta; Magnoliopsida; Malpighiales; Linaceae
Source: the annotation of a GenBank genome assembly
UUUUUGAGAGUCAGUUCCCUCGACAGCAUAAAUUGGAGCGGGGGCGGAAGGGAAGUUGCCGGCAGAGCUGAGUUUGAGUUGUUGUGGAAUUCCAACAGCCAACAGAGCAUCCUUCUUCCUUCCCCGCCGGCCGGAACAAUGGAUCCCCGCCGCCGAUCCACCAAAAAGCCACUUGCCCAGCCCCUCAGUAACCUCCACCGUCACUCCGCCGCCGGCCACCACCAAGAAGACGACAGCCAGCGCAGGGCCUCCGACGCCCUCCCACUCCCACUCCAGCUCACCAACGCCCUCUUCCUCGUCCUCUUCUUCUCCGCCGUCUACUUCCUCCUCCGCCGCUGGAGUGACAAGAUCCGCACCCAAACCCCUCUCCACGUCCUCACCUUCUCCGAAAUCCUCGCCCUCCUCGCCUUCCUCGCCUCCUUCGUCUACCUCCUCGGCUUCUUCGGCAUCCAAUUCGUCCAGUCCUUCCUCCUCCGCCCCGACGACGACGUCGCUGUUGAAGGCGGAUUCGCCGCCGCCUGCCCCCAAUCACAGAAUUGCGCAAUCCCCGCCGCCACUCCUGACCUAGCCGCCGCCGCCCCAAUUGAAUUAUUACUUCCCCAAAACGACGAGGAACUCGUCCAAUCCGUCGUCUCCGGCACCGUACCUUCCUACUCCCUCGAAUCCAAAUUGGGGGACUGCAAGCGCGCCGCCGCCAUCCGCCGCGAGGCCCUCCAGAGGAUCACCGGCCGCUCCCUCUCCGGCCUCCCCCUCGAGGGAUUCGAUUACGAUUCAAUUCUAGGUCAGUGCUGCGAGAUGCCCGUCGGAUACGUCCAGAUCCCCGUCGGAAUCGCCGGCCCACUUUUGCUCGACGGCACCGAGUACUCCGUCCCCAUGGCCACCACCGAGGGCUGCCUGGUCGCCAGCACCAACCGCGGAUGCAAGGCGAUUCACCUCUCCGGCGGGGCCAGCAGCGUCCUCCUCAAGGACGGGAUGACCAGGGCGCCCGUCGUUCGAUUUCCCAACAUCGCGAGGGCCGCACAGCUCAAGUUCUACCUGGAGGAUCCCCGCAAUUUCGACACGGUUUCCAUGGUUUUCAACAGAUCCAGCAGAUUCGCCAGGCUGCAAAGCGCGAACUGUACAUUGUCCGGGAGGAGCGUCUACAUUCGAUUCUGCUGCAGCACUGGGGAUGCCAUGGGGAUGAACAUGGUCUCCAAAGGUGUUCAGAAUGUGCUGGAUUUCCUCCAGGAGGCUGAUUUCUUCCCUGACAUGGAGGUCGUCGCCAUCUCCGGCAACUUGUGCGCGGAUAAGAAGCCUGCAGCUGUGAACUGGAUACACGGCCGAGGGAAGUCGGUGGUGUGUGAGGCCGUGAUCAAAGGAGACGUGGUGAACAAGGUACUGAAAACCAGCGUGCAGUCACUCGUUGAGCUGAACAAGGACAAGAAUCUGGUUGGUUCGGCCAUGGCAGGGGCGCUUGGCGGGUUCAAUGCUCACGCCAGCAACAUCGUGAGCGCGGUGUACCUGGCCACGGGGCAGGAUCCGGCGCAGAACGUCGAGAGCUCGCACUGCAUCACUCUGAUGGAGAGUACGAAUGACGGGCGGGAUCUCCAUGUCUCGGUCACCAUGCCCUGCAUCGAGGUUGGAACGGUGGGAGGUGGGACGCAGCUCGCGUCGCAAGCUGCGUGCUUGAACCUGCUCGGGGUGAAGGGCGCCUGCUACGAGGCGCCAGGGGCGAACGCGAGGCGACUGGCGACGGUAGUUGCGGGGUCUGUUCUGGCCGGCGAGUUGUCGCUUAUGUCGGCGCUCGCGGCAGGGCAGCUGGUGAAGAGUCACAUGAAGUACAACCGGUCCAGCAAGGAUGUCACCACCCACAAUGCUGCUGCUGCUGCUGCUGCUUCAUCGUAGUUUAAAUUUUCUUUGAAUCGAAUAGAAUCAAAGGGAGGGCCAUUGUCGUUUGGUCAAUUGCAUUUUGGAGAGACAGGGAGGAGGCUGUAUUGCAUUUUAUGGUUAAGCCAUCAGGGUUCUGAAAGUAAGGCUUUUUUUCUGUAUAGAAAUGACUUUAAUGGUUAAGCCAAGUUUUUCUGUGUGUCUCCUGCCGGCUGUGGCUCUCUUCUUUCUUUUUGGAAUGUGUUGUUUAGGGUUGCAGAAGCCAGUGUUUGUCCCCUAAUCUUGCACUUAGCUUUUUGUAUGCACUUAAUUACCGAGGCUGUACGAUCCAGGUAAUUAAAUGAUAUGCUGUGAAAAUCAAAAGGCAUGAAUGAGACUGAUGAUGAGAUCAGAAGAAAAAAGGAGGAAUUACAAUUUGCAGAUCUUUCUGGGUUUUUGAUUGCAUGAUAGGUUGGUUUGAUGAGCUGAAUGACUUGAAGAACAAGUAAAGAGAAGGUGACAGGGACGCUCUUCUUGCCAUAAGAAAAAUGAUCCUGCAGAUGAGGUUGUCGGGGUUUGCUGAUGACAUGUUGUAUCUCUACCCCGCCGAUACGAAAGACAUCGAGUUCCUAAGGUCGGAUGAUUCAAUUCCUAAAUGCAUGAGGGACGUUUUCUUCCGACACCAUUCCAACUUUUUCGAAGGUAAGUUUGUCUUCCCUGCCUUGAUUGGUUGUGUCAUUCUUUAGCCAUUGAACCAAGGGGUUUGGAGAUUGAGAAUGCGAUUUUGGAUUUCUGGGAUUGGUAAAUAACAUCUAAAGAAUCUAUCUGUAAGAACAACUGAUGAUGAUGAUGAUGAAUGACUUAACCUUGUGUGCAAAUGGCUUAUAUGAUGCUUGAUGGCAACAUUAGAGCUCAUCUGCUAUGCUCUUAAAGUAUUAGUGCUUCCAAGUAUAAGUUUAACUUGUACCAUAACGCGUUGAAGGUACAUAUUCAAUUUGUAUCGUAAAAAAAAGUUAGACCUAAAUGAUUAUGUUGCACUCAUUGUUAUCAUUAGUGAACUAAAACGAAUUGUUCUAACUCUGGUUGCAUGUUGAAGAGGACGAUACAUGAAUUCCAGAACGCGUUCAUCGUUGAUAGUAGUAAUUUGGGAUUCCAGUAGUCAUAACUUCUAAUUAAGUCGAUUAUUAUUUAUGUAUAUGACAUGAGAUUCUGCUUAUUAAUUAACCAGUAGUAAUUCCCGUAAGUUGUUUUCUAUAAUCAUGGGCGAGUUCGUUUUGAUUGGUUUGGUUUUUCGCUUUUCCGUGCACAUUGAUCCUCAAAUGACUUUUUCCCGACAAUGGACGAGAAAGUACGAGAGAAAGUCGAUUUGUGUCGGAAUGAGGGCAAGGGGGUUGAAGAGGCCAGGCAAUUGCAGGAAGAUGUGGAGAUUAGAUACCUGAUGGAAUAUCUAAAGAGAUUAGAGUCGAGGGGCUGUGCGGAUUCGACAUAUAUUGAUGUUCAAGAAGUCGAGAAAAAUUAUAUACAGGAUGGAUGAGCCACGACAUGCUUACUACUACUACUAGAGUACUAUCUAAACUCUUAAGUGAAUUAUUUAUAGUGCUGCAAAUAUUAGUGUCGGGUUCCUUAGAGGAUAUGGAAAACAAGGUUUGGUGAUGAUCUUGUUUGAGUAUUGGUGCUGAAUUUCUUAUUUGGUUAGGUUUGUUAGCGGGAGAUACAGCCCAUUUAUUUUGUACAGGUAGCCCAUAUAUAGGGAUGAAAGUUUGGUACCGGUAUUUGGGAUAUACCGAAUACCGUACAGAACUUAUUACUAUUUGGUAUUAUCGAAUACCGAUUAAUUUUUUAGGGAUCGGGAUUGGGAUUUAUUUUGGAGUGCUAUUCGGUAUUCGGGAUUGGAAUCGGUAUAUACCGAAAUAUAUCAAAAUACCGAGAAACAAUAAAAAUUAAAAAUUAAU